Molecule: messenger RNA, 2511 nt
Organism: Cicer arietinum (chickpea)
Lineage: Eukaryota; Viridiplantae; Streptophyta; Magnoliopsida; Fabales; Fabaceae
Cellular component (GO): nucleolus
Molecular function (GO): histone H3K36 demethylase activity; histone H3K4 demethylase activity
Source: RefSeq, a predicted model, not a curated record
UCAAAUUAGGCUAUUAAUGUCGGCCUCCGUUCCGUGGAUCGUGAGAAUAGUGCAACUGCAAGAAGAAAUAAUGAAGAAGCAUGCAGUUGUAGCUGCUGCCGGCGGUAAUAGGAAAAGGAAACACUCUUCUUUUUGUAACCGUCAAGUCUCCGAUCUCAACACCUUAUUCGCUUUCUUACUCGCAUCCCUCUCCAAUUCCAAUUCCAAUUCCAAUUCCACUCUUCCCUUCAUCAACAAAUGCUUAUCCCAAUUUCACUCUUCAUUUCUUUCCAAUUCCUCACUCACACCCAUCCUCGCCUUGCUUCCAACUCUCCUCGCUUCCUCACACUCCCAAAUCGCACGCCGCGCCGCACGUAUCAUCGGCUCUGCCUCCCUUGUUUCCCUCGAAAUCAACCAACAAAUUGCCACCGAUUCUCAAACGGUCAAGGCGUUAAUCUCUCUGUUGGAUAAUCCUAAUAAAAAGGUUCUCUUUUCUGCUUGCAAUGCCGUUUUGGAUUUGUCCACCACCACUUUCGCGAAACAACAACUUAUCAACUUCUAUGCAUUGCGCAAACUAAUGUUUGUGUUUCUUCAGAUUUUUAAGCGUGUGGAAUCUGUCUGUUUAUGGUCUGAGAGAAAUGAAAGUUUUCACUCUCUUCAGAUUGGGAUUAGGGAAGAUGAACUAUCUGUGGCUUUACUCAGUGCAAUUAUUGUUCUUCUCAAUGCCUGUGAUCUUGAACAACUACAUAAUAUCCCCAUAAGCCUUUGUGAUGCAUUCUUGAGCAUUCUAAAACAGAUAAGGGCAAAUGCUUGUCGUCAUUUGGUAAUCAGAGGUGCUGUGAAAUCUGAUGAAGAAGGACAACUUUGCAAGAGUAACAUUGGAGUUAGUGAUCUCGCAGAAAGCAUUUUUAGGCUUUCUGUUAAUGCUUCACAACUUACUGUCUCAUUGCCAUUUGAAGUUGUCCGAAGAGGUCUUUUCGGCACGAGCGACAUUAGUUUUGAAGAUUUUAUGUCCAAUUACUGGGAGGUUUCGCCUUUUCUUCUGACAAGGACAUCAGGGGAUCUAAAUGUGAAUGAUAUGUUUAGCCCAUUUAUUCAAUCUUUGAACUGGAAUGGGAGUGUUCCUUCCCUCCUUCAUUCAAUUCUUCAAGGUCUUGUGUCUUGUUUUCCUAUUGCUUCAGAGGAGCAAAACAUCCUCAAUUUUGUGAAUGAGGUGAAAGAUAAACUUGGUUGUCCUAUAAACUACCAGCAGGAUAUACGAGUUGUAAAAACUGAGAGCCAAUCAAGAAAAGAGACACAUUACUUUCAGGAAUUUUAUCCGGAAGGCUGUAUGAAACCUCUAUAUUUGACUACUGAAGAUGUCUUAAAGUGUGAGCAAGCUUAUAAAGAGGGUUAUACUGUUGCUCUGCGUGGUCUGGAGUUUCGAUAUCAGAGUAUUGCUGCUAUUGCAGAUGCAUUAGCACUUAUGUUUGGCCAACCUUCAGUAGGUGCCAACUUGUACUUAACACCACCUAAUUCUCAGGGGUUGGCCUGCCACUUUGAUGAUCACUGCGUUUUUGUCUGCCAGAUUUUUGGCUCCAAGAAGUGGACAGUAUUUUCUCGACCCAGUCAGCUGCUACCCCGCUUAUAUGAUAGUCUCAGUGGCUCUGAUGUUGACUAUAUGAAAGCUGGUAGAAGAGAGUUCUUUCUCAGGGAGGGUGAUGUAUUGUAUAUUCCCAGAGGUUUUCCACAUGAGGCUUAUACAAAUUAUGGUGUUGAUGAUGGUUCUCCUGGAUUUUCGUUGCAUGUUACACUCAGUAUUGAGGUCGAACCUCCUUUCGAGUGGGAAGGAGUAGCUCAUUUUGCUCUGCAUUGCUGGAGUGGAAACUGGAAAAGACCAUGUUAUGAUUGCGUUAACUCUCUGUCUCAAAAACUUGAUCUUGUGUCUUUGAAUCUUUUACAUGUUGCCAUUGGGAUUAUUGGCACUUCUGAUCCUAGUUUUCGGAAAGCAUGCUUGAGUGCUGCAGUUUCCUUGCCGCCAGAUGUUUAUGAUAGGCUUAUUCAGAAUCAGAGAAACAUUUUUCUCCACUUGAUUGAUAAUAUUCGGAACGAAUGUAGAUUCUCAGAAGUGCUGAGUAACAUAGAGGUUGCAAUUCAGAAAAAUAAAGACCCAUUUGAGCAAAUCCAAUGGCUUUGGGAUCUUCAUAAGGAAAAAGAGGCCAAAAGUGGAUACAACACAGAUAAAUCUUCCAUUAUUGAAGAUUUAAGCUUUUUGUGUGCUAAACACAACGACAAGUUAGAAGCUUCUUUUUUGAAUGUGAAGUCUAGGUUUUGUAGUGAGGUGGUAUUUGAGGAUGUUGUAACUAGUCACAGGGCGCUUCUUCAGAAGUAUAAAAAGACAAGAAGGCAAUAUAUUAAUGGGAUGAUUUCACUUCAUGAUAAAUUGUAAUAUUGUUGUUUUAUUUUAUUUAAAUUUCCCCCGCUUUGGCAAGGAUUUGCUGAAUCAUAUUCCUCUAGUAGAAUGCUUGAUAUCAGUAGCGUCUUAGCGACCAA